AUGAGGGAUGAAAUUGCAACAGCAGUUUUCUUUGUCACAAGACUGGUGAAAAAACAUGACAAAUUGAGUAAACAGCAAGUAAAAGACUUCGCAGAAAAGCUGAUGACGAUCUUGUUUGAAACCUACAGAAGUCACUGGCACUCUGACUUCCCUUCCAAAGGGCAAGCCUUCAGGUGUAUCAGGAUAAAUAAUAUUCAGAAUAAAGAUCCCAUUCUAGAAAGGGCUUGUGCUGAAAGUAAAGUGGAUUUUUCUCACCUGGGACUUCCAAAGGAGAUGACCCUAUGGGUAGAUCCCUUUGAAGUGUGCUGUAGGUAUGGUGAGAAAAAUCACCCAUUUACAAUCGCUUCUUUUAAAGGCAGGUGGGAGCAAUGGGAGCUUUCCCAACAGAUCAGCUAUGCUGUUAAUAGAGCCACUUUAGACCACUCCUCUGGCGUUUCCUCCGAUGAAGAAAGUUGUAACAAAGAACCUCAGAUCAUUCCUAAAGUGAGCAAUCCAAAGAGUAUUUACCAGGUUGAAAACUUGAAACAGCCCUUUCAGUCUUGGUUCCAUGUCUCCCGCAAAAAGAAUAUGGCAGAUGGCCGCAUGGGCCUCCUAGGGAACACUUAUCAUGCACUGCAUAAAUAUCCCAAGGGUCCGAGGCCUGCUGCUGUCCCCCGGGUGGACAGGUACCACUGGGUCAACAUGAACCGAUAA
Molecule: messenger RNA, 693 nt
Organism: Neomonachus schauinslandi (Hawaiian monk seal)
Lineage: Eukaryota; Metazoa; Chordata; Mammalia; Carnivora; Phocidae
Gene: BTG4
Product: BTG anti-proliferation factor 4
Exons: 4
Coding region: 1-693 (230 amino acids)
Biological process (GO): negative regulation of cell population proliferation; negative regulation of mitotic cell cycle
Cellular component (GO): cytoplasm; nucleus
Source: RefSeq, a predicted model, not a curated record